AUGUACACGAACAGCAAUACAAGCCCUUACCAUCCUAGACACUCGAGAAACAACCCUAACGGUACGCUCCUCCCGCCCAGCCAAAUCCGAGUAAACCAAGUCUCAACCCAACUUCCAGCGACCCAGCAAAGCAAUACCAAAAUGCGCCUUUCCAUCUCCACCGUUGCCAUCUUCCUGGCCUCGCUCUUCCUCAACCAGGCCGUUGCCGCCCCUCACAAAGAAUGCACACCGGGAAAGAUCUGGGCCGAUGAUACGGACUGCCAUGCCUUCUAUCAGUGCGAGGAGCCCGGAAAGAAAGUUCGCCAAUACUGUGGCAUGGGCACAGCGUUUAACCGCAAGACGCAAACCUGCGAUACCCAGGGCAAUGUCUGCCAUUGA
Molecule: messenger RNA, 378 nt
Organism: Aspergillus ochraceoroseus IBT 24754
Lineage: Eukaryota; Fungi; Ascomycota; Eurotiomycetes; Eurotiales; Aspergillaceae
Product: carbohydrate-binding module family 14 protein
Exons: 1
Coding region: 1-378 (125 amino acids)
Cellular component (GO): extracellular region
Molecular function (GO): chitin binding
Source: RefSeq, a predicted model, not a curated record